ACUGGAAAGCUUACCUUUCUCUGGUUCUCUGUUGUGAGUGCCUCUCCCCAGCAAGCUUUCCACGAUGGUUGAGCCCUUCUUGGGAACCUGGAAGCUGGUCUCCAGUGAAAACUUUGAGGAUUACAUGAAAGAACUGGGAGUGGACGUUGCAGCUCGGAACGCGGCAGGGUUAGUGAAGCCAACCGUCAGUAUUAGUGUCAAUGGGGAAAAGGUGAACAUCAGAACAGAAAGUUCUUUCAAGAACACUGAGAUCUCCUUCAAGCUGGGGGAAGAAUUUGAUGAAACCACAGCAGACAACCGGAAAGUGAAGAGCAUUAUAACAUUAGACAGUGGCUCAAUGAUUCAGGUCCAAAAAUGGCUUGGCAAAGAGACAACAAUCAAAAGAAAAAUUGCAGAGGGAAAAAUGGUAGUGGAAUGCACCAUGAAUAAUAUUGUCAGCACCAGAGUCUAUGAAAAGGUGUGAAGAAAAGGUCCACAUCAGUGAAAACUUGUUCACUGACAGGGAGCCGAUACUUGAAGAAGACAUAUCUUAGGGCCAGUGAGACAUUUUUAAAAACGUCUCAUUAUAAAUUUGCUCAAUAAAAUCAUCAAAUCAA
Lemur catta (Ring-tailed lemur) is the source of this 596-nucleotide messenger RNA. RefSeq names its product fatty acid binding protein 9 (gene FABP9). The transcript has 4 exons. Gene Ontology annotation, cellular component: cytosol; nucleus. NCBI's taxonomy places the organism in Eukaryota, Metazoa, Chordata, Mammalia, Primates, Lemuridae. Bases 65 to 463 code for a protein of 132 amino acids. The record is from RefSeq and is a predicted model, not a curated record. Gene Ontology annotation, molecular function: fatty acid binding. Gene Ontology annotation, biological process: fatty acid transport.